AUGGGCGGAGUUAAAAAGGGUUUGUUGUCCCUUGUAGAAGAACUGAAAAGUGUAGAAGAUAUAAAUUCAGAUGAUAUAAGAAUUGUGUUGCUUGGCUUAGACAAUGCCGGCAAAACAACGAUUCUGACCCAACUUGCACUGGAAGAAAUAAACAACAUCACACCAACACAGGGAUUUAAUAUCAAAAGUGUCCAAGCUCAAGGUUUGAAAUUAUCAGUGUGGGAUAUUGGGGGUCAGAGGACAAUACGAUCGCAAUGGAAAAGAUAUCUUGGAAACACUGAUCUACUGAUUUAUGUAGUGGACAGUGCAGAUCGGAAGCGAUUUGAGGAAACUGGGCAGGAAUUAGCAGAGCUGGUAGAAGAUGACAAUCUCUUGGGAGUUCCCCUGUUAGUGUUUGCAAACAAGCAGGAUUUGCUGACUGCGGCCCCUGCAGCAGAUAUUGCCACUGGGUUAAAUCUGCACACAUACCGAGAUCGCAUGUGGCAGAUUCAGGCAUGCUCUGCACUUUCAGGGGAAGGAAUCCAGGAUGGAAUGAAAUGGAUGUGCAAAAACAUUGCUUCUAGAAAAAGAGUAAAAUAA
Molecule: messenger RNA, 579 nt
Organism: Bombina bombina (fire-bellied toad)
Lineage: Eukaryota; Metazoa; Chordata; Amphibia; Anura; Bombinatoridae
Product: ADP-ribosylation factor-like protein 3
Exons: 6
Coding region: 1-579 (192 amino acids)
Biological process (GO): cilium assembly
Cellular component (GO): microtubule cytoskeleton; cytoplasm
Molecular function (GO): GTP binding; GTPase activity
Source: RefSeq, a predicted model, not a curated record